This is a messenger RNA of Syngnathus acus (greater pipefish), 1379 nucleotides long. RefSeq names its product purine nucleoside phosphorylase 6 (gene pnp6). Gene Ontology annotation, cellular component: cytoplasm. NCBI's taxonomy places the organism in Eukaryota, Metazoa, Chordata, Actinopteri, Syngnathiformes, Syngnathidae. Gene Ontology annotation, molecular function: purine-nucleoside phosphorylase activity. The coding region runs from base 135 to 992 and encodes 285 amino acids. The transcript has 6 exons. Gene Ontology annotation, biological process: nucleoside metabolic process. The record is from RefSeq and is a predicted model, not a curated record.
UCUUAAAGACUGGAAAUGAAAGUCGGCGCGACCGUUUAACUAAACAUAACAACGCAAACAAUCAAAGUAAAAAAAAGCAACAAAAAAAACAAAUUGCCUCCAGACGAUCGAUUGGUCCAGCUCAUCCAGAGGACAUGGAAGUGCCGUUGUCAAGAUCCAGUUAUGAUGACUGCAAAGGGACUGCCGACUGGCUGCUGUCCCGCAUCAAGGACAAGCCCCGAGUUGCCAUCAUUUGUGGGUCAGGCCUGGGCGAUUUGGCUGACUUAAUAGAGGAUAAAAUGGUUUUCCCAUAUAAGGACAUCCCGGGUUUCCCAACUAGCACUGUGGUAGGUCAUGCCGGACAACUGGUUUUCGGGAAGCUCCAGGGCCGGGAGUGUGUCUGCAUGCAGGGUCGAUUCCACUUCUACGAAGGCCACAGCCUACACAGUGUGACGUUCCCUGUGCGAGUCUUCUCCCUGCUGGGUGUGGAAACUCUGAUUGUGACAAAUGCAGCAGGUGGACUCAAUGGCAGCUACAAUGUGGGGGAUAUUAUGGUCAUUAAAGAUCAUAUCAACUUGCCCGGUUUUGCUGGCCAGAGCCCAUUGGUUGGGCACAAUGAAGACAGGUUUGGAGUGCGUUUCCCUUCCAUGUCAGAUGCCUAUGACCGGAACCUGAGGGCUUUGGCCAUUCGGACAGGACAAGAACAGAAAUGUGGCAGUUUCAUGCAGGAAGGCGUUUACUGUAUGGUAGCUGGACCAUCAUUUGAGACCAUCGCGGAGUGCAAGGUCCUGCAGAAAUUUGGGGCGGAUGCUGUUGGUAUGAGCACAGUCCCAGAAGUAGUGGUGGCUCGUCAUUGUGGCUUGCGUGUCCUGGGUCUCUCAUUGAUCACCAAUAAGGUUGUGACAGAUUAUGACAGUCAUGAGAAAGCAAACCAUGCGGAGGUGCUAGCGACCAGCAGUCUUCGUGCAAAAGAUCUCCAAAGGCUUGUAAGACAUCUUGUCACCAAGAUCUAGCAACUUCAGUCCAAAUCUGCUGGAAACCUAAGGGUACUUAUUCAUAGUCACCCCAGUUGUUCAGUUAGAUGGGAUUCAAGUAAGUGGUGACAAACUGAAACAUGAAAUAAGAAGCACAUACCCCUGGGUGUCAAACUCUGGCCCUCGGGCUAAAUCUGGCCCACAGUGUAAUUAUAUUUGGCAGAUAAUUGACGAGACACAAAAAAUGACAAUACCAGAUAUACCAGUUAUAUAACUUUUGGUGCUCCUUUUGGAUUCUCAUUAAGUCACAAUGAAAAUAAGCCUUAUGGUUUUGUUUUAAUUCACACCAUGCAAUUAUUUUUGAUAAGGAAAAUCUGCAUAUAAGAGUGAAUGCUGAAUAAAUUCAUAACUAAGAACACCAAUUCA